Messenger RNA from Owenia fusiformis, 1665 nucleotides. Lineage: Eukaryota; Metazoa; Annelida; Polychaeta; Sabellida; Oweniidae. The record is from the annotation of a GenBank genome assembly.
GUCCAGGGACAUAGUAUAUCAGCACAAUAAGGAUACGACGAUAGCCAUAUCUAAGUACAGGAAAAAAUGACCACACGUAUUGGAUUAUUACUACCCAUAUUUUGUGCAUUGUAUAUAACGUUUACUAAUGCCGAACCUAAAAUUGAGUGUACCAAUGAUAGAUAUGGACAAGUGACCGCUGACAAAGAUAGUAAUUGUCAUUACUUUUUCUGUACGGCUCGUCGUAAUUGGUCACACAGGAGAUGUGAAAGCGGGGGGUCUGUUCCCAAGCGCUACAUGAGGAAAUUCAAGAGCCAAUCUACGAGGGUCAACUUAUGCAGGACUUAUGAUAAAAAUUGCAAAGAAUCUGCUGCUGAGUUGAAAAAGGUGACAACAGAACCAACAUAUACCCCUAGCUCUAUAGAAUGUAAAGAAGUCCAGCAACGAGGUUGUAGAUCAGAGGGGGAAUGCUGCGAUGGUUUACAGGGUACCAGUUUACUAUGCAAAGAAAGUAUAUGCUGUGUGCCUGAGCGUGGGCCAUGUGUUGAAGAUGAGGAUUGUUGUAGAGGUGGAAAUCUUAAGUGUACUGAAGGUCGUUGUAUUGCUCUUGAUUGUGAGUACCCCGUUGCUCCGGAGAAUGGUAGAAUCGACUCCGGAAGUGCUCCGAAUCAACAAGGACGAUUCAAACCUGGCGAGACUGUAUCAUUCAGCUGUAACGACUGCUACACACUAUCGAAAAAUGCUGCUGGUAUAACUGAUAAAACUGUAGAGUGUCUGCCCAAUGGUGAAGUUGAUGAUCCAGUCCCAACAUGCGAAAGACUACAAUGUACUGAUGUAGUAGCACCAGAAAAUGGAGGAAGAUCACCACGAAGGGGCAAUAACAAUUGCGGUGAUCAAGUGACUGUUGAAUGUGAUGACGGAUUUAAGCCAACUGAAGCACUUGUUUUAACAUGUGAACAAAUAGGAACCUCGGUUAGAUGGGACAAAGAUCCACAAACAUGUGAACCAGAAGAAACUCCAUGCCAAGAAGUCAAUCAACAAUGUGGAGAUGAUCUUGGUUGCUGCAAAAGGGUUAAUGAAGUAAUGGCAUGUGGAUUUUCAAAAACAUGUUGUAGAGAACGAAGUCAGAAAUGUUCGUCAGAUGGCGAUUGUUGUAGAGGCUUGAGCUGUAGUGACGAAACAGGAACUUGUGAACCACCAAUUACUAUUGAUUGCUCGGAUGCCAUUGAUAUUGUAUUUGCCGUGGAUACAUCCUGCUCUAUUUCCGAUGCUGAUAAAGAUAGGAUUCGAACUUUUAUGACAGAAAUUGCUCGAGCCUUCUUCUUAAGUCCCAGUAUUGAGAAUGAUGGCGUACAAAUGGCUGCACUAACUUUUAAUAAAGGAACCCAACAUGUUGCAUUUCUGUCAGACGUGCGCAACCCUGACAAACUUAUUCAGAGUAUAGAGACAAUGAAUCUUACUGAAGUAGACUGUACAACGCAUACAUUUGCAGCUUUGGAAAGAAUGACGAAUUUGUAUUUUACUCCAGAGAGAGGGGAUCGUCCUGACGCUCCCAAUAUAGUUAUUCUGUUGUCAGAUGGAGUUACUAAACCUUCUGGCAGAACAAAAGACACAUUUAAGAACGCGGAUGCCCUAAGAGCCACUGGCGCGGAACUCCUGGUGGUUGGUCUGCCUCAGGGCUGUAAG